GAGAAGUCCAGGGUGAGCUUCCUGAUGGUGGACAGUGCUGGCACGGAGGACAAGCCCUUAAAGAUCCCCAAGGAGGUGUGGCUGCUGGUGAACCACCUCUUUACCCAGUCCUGCCAGCAGGUGAGAGGAUAGUUAGGGGGAAAUGUUCAAAGCACUAUUAUUUCUAGGUUGUACGGCAUUAGAGUAUGCUUUUAAUCUCAAUUAUGAAGAUUCUCAAAUGCUGUUGCAAUAAAUUUGAAUGAUUUUCAGAAUGAGGUAUUUCUUCGAGGGGUAACCUUGGUUAACCUGGAAUCCAAACGGAUUAUCACUCCAUUUCACUAUUGUUACUUCUGUUGGACAGAGCAAAACAGCGCAAAAUUCAGUUUGCUUUCCAGGCUAACCCUUCUAGGCAGUAUUCUAGACUUAGUCUCUCAGCCUGUAAAUAGUAUUCUACCCUACCCUUAUUACAAUGUCAUUUCAAAAUGAUAUUCUCCUGUAAACUCCUUGCCGCUCUUCCAGGAGGACCUGUUCCAGACACCGGGCCUGCAGGAGGAGCUGCAGAGUAUCAUCGACUGCCUGGACACCAGCAUUCCUGACUCCAUCCGUAUCCUCACUCAUAUGUCCCCAGUCGUUCCUGACUCCAUCCGUAAUCCUCACUCAUAUGUCCCCAGUCGUUCCUGAGUCCAUCCGUAAUCCUCACUCAUAUGUCCCCAGUCAUUCCUGACUCCAUCCGUAAUCCUCACUCAUAUGUCCCCAGUCAUUCCAAACCCCCUGGCACAUAUCCACUAGUAGGCCCAGCCCUGUAACAGGACACUGUGACUGAGAUGCCACACAGUUAGAUGGGUCCCUGCGAUAAAGCGGCUGCUAUACACAGACUGCUGCCAAGGCAUGUGCUGGUAGCAUUAGGGUGAGCUACAUCCACCACAUGCGCUACAUAGAUUAGCAGUGUGGCUGAAGUAUGAUAUCUGUGGUAGUUGGGGUUUACGGUGUGCAAACUUCCUGUCCAUACGUAUGCUCAUGCAUCAACACACACACAACCAGCUUGUUUGAGGGGAUCAGUUUGAACUGAUUGCUAAUCUUCAUCACAUAAUGAGUAGCUAUUUAGGAUUCAAGGUGAUUUGUAGAUCAGUGAUUCUGCGCAGUAUGACAGCAAUGUAGUCAAGUUCAAACACGCACACCCACCCUCGGCCACAAAUCUGUGUUCCCCCGACUGUGUUCCCCCGACUGUGUUCCUGACUGUUCCUUGACUGUGUGUGUCAGCUGGUUGUAACCACUCGGUGGCUGAGGCCCUGUUGAUAUUUCUGGAAGCUCUGCCUGAGCCAGUGGUGUGUUACGAACUCUACCAGCGCAGCCUGGACUGCUCCCAUGACAGCCGCCUCUGCAAACAGGUGCAGUGAAUUGAAUUACGAUUUUAGGGUGGCCUAACGUUAAAUAUUUCCACAUAAAAAUCAAUUUAAAUGAAUCUGGAAAUGGAGAUGAGUAGGAGUCAUUGACUUCUGUUGAAUCGAUAAAGUUCAUGUGUAUGAUCAUUGCAUACCAUAAGACAUAGUUUGUCCUCUAGGCUCUACAAGGGUCUGGUUGGGGUUGUCAUCUGUCUUUUCUCUGGGCUGUUUUGGCAGUUGAUCUCCCAGCUGCCCCGGGCUCACCGCAACGUGUUCCGCUACUUGAUGGCGUUCCUCAAGGAGCUGCUGAAAUACGCCCACAACAACAACCUCACUGCCAGCCUCAUAGGUCAGUUCCCCAUGGCCACAUGCUCUCUAACCUACAUGUGCUUUUUCAGUAGGGUACACUGCAGCAAAGCGUUAUGCAACGGAAUGCAAAUAUCUGUGUUCUUAUUGGAUAUAGUAGUAUGUCCCCGCUUCACUCCAUUUCAAAACAUAUCUUCCCUACUGAAAAUUACCCUGAUUUUAGGGUCAAUACUAUUCAGGAAAUGAAAUUCCCAAGCCUAGAAUUGAAAAAUGUCAUUUAUUUUCAGUAACGUUAAUAAAACCAUUUAACUGGAACUUCAAUUCACUGAAUCCUGAAUGAAUUGAAAUGAAACGGAUCUAAACCCCUGUUUUGAAAUGCCUCUGUUUUUCACAUCUUCCUCUACCUCUCUCUCCUCCACUGUGCCCAUGCCAGCUACCCUCUUUGCCAGCCUGCUCAUCCGGCCCCCGCCCAACAUGGUGGGCCGACAGACCCCGCAGGACCGACAGAGAGCCAUCGACUUCAUCCUGGGCUUCCUCAUGGGAGGGGACGAGGAGUGA
This is a messenger RNA of Coregonus sp. 'balchen', 2225 nucleotides long. The record is from the annotation of a GenBank genome assembly. NCBI's taxonomy places the organism in Eukaryota, Metazoa, Chordata, Actinopteri, Salmoniformes, Salmonidae.